AUGGCAGACCGGCCGCCGGAAUUCACUGGGCAAUUUCCCUCGUCUUUUGACGACGAGGAGGCCUACAAUGAGAAGCCUAUGCAUAAAAUCAAGCGCAAGCUCAAGGAGGAGCCUCUUGUGCCUCUUGGAAUCGGUCUGACCGUCUUCGCCUUCGUCAAUGCCUACCGCGCCCUCCGGAAAGGCGAUUCCAGACAAGCAAACAAGAUGUUCCGCGCCCGUAUCGCCGCCCAGGGCUUCACCGUCGUCGCCAUGGUCGCCGGAAGCAUGUACUACAGCAAGGACCGUGAAAAGACCAAGGAGCUGCGCAAGCUCAAGGACGAGCGAGAUGCGGAGGAGAAGCGCCAGAAAUGGAUCCGAGAGCUUGAAGCUCGUGACGAGGAAGACAAGGCCAUGAGGGCGCUGAUUCAAAAGAAACAAUCCAAUCUUGCGACAAGCCAGUCAGAUUCGGCCUCCAGCGGAGAGGAGACGCAAGGCACCGGCGGGAUCCUGGGCAAGAUGGGGCUGUGGCCAAAGGGCGAGAAGGCUGCGGCGGAGGCCGCAAAGGCUGAAGCGGCUGUAGAACCUACAUCGGAGAAGAAGUCGAGAAGAGAGAACCCAAAGAGCUCUCUUGGCGCGCUGAGUGAAAUCUACGGUAAGAAAGACGAUGAAUCCAAGAAAUAA
Messenger RNA from Trichoderma gamsii, 660 nucleotides. Its product is annotated as altered inheritance-mitochondria protein 31, mitochondrial. Gene Ontology annotation, cellular component: mitochondrion. Lineage: Eukaryota; Fungi; Ascomycota; Sordariomycetes; Hypocreales; Hypocreaceae. The transcript has 3 exons. Bases 1 to 660 code for a protein of 219 amino acids. The record is from RefSeq and is a predicted model, not a curated record. Gene Ontology annotation, biological process: mitochondrial respirasome assembly.